AUGGAGAAAAUUAAUUGGAAAGAAAGCAGUAUGGAAGCCCUGACCCUUGGGAUAACUACUACAAUUCAGGCAAUAAAUGAUGGGAAGCCCUGGAACAGCUCCACAAAGUCCCCAGACCCUAAAAUACCACCAAGCCUGUUAAAGUCACCGACAGAGACUGAGCUGAGGAUAAAGAGGAUCAUGGAGAAACUAAACCAGCUGAUCCCACCCAGACACUGCACCAAUGUGAGCUCCACCACCAGCGCCACACACAGCAGAGCCACACUCCUCAGCCCUCGAGACACAUACUGCAGGGGGGACCAGAUGGACGUCCUGCAAGAGGUGAGGGACCAUCUGGGAUGAAGGAAAGAAUAUAGCGGGGAUUUCCUCAGGGCCAGGAUGUCCUCCCCAGCCCUGGAGGCAGGUGCUUUAGGAAAGGUGACAGACUUCACCUACCUUGUGAGCUUCACUCUGUUCUGGGAGGGCCAGGUGUCCCUGUCUCUCCUGCUCAUCCACCCCAGUGAAAGGGUCUUGGCUCUCUGGAGGGCCAGGAACCAAGACUGUGACCUUAUUUUCAAAGGCAGGGCUGUUAAUAGCCCCACCCAUAUCCUUGAAUGUGGCCUAACUCUAAGCCCAAGUGCUGAACUGUGACACUUGAGAGAAGAAGCCUUCUACUGUCUGAGGCCUUAACAUGUACCCUGUGAGGUCCUGACUGGUAUGACCACCAGUAAUUGAGAAAUUUCUUUUCUUACUGUCAAGGAAGAAAGCCCUUUUUUCACAGCUGGGUCCAGCGUCACCAAACUAAAGGCCACAGCCUUCCUGCAGCUGGUUAUGGCCAUGACGAGAUUUCUGCCAGGACUAUGA
Molecule: messenger RNA, 843 nt
Organism: Bubalus bubalis (water buffalo)
Lineage: Eukaryota; Metazoa; Chordata; Mammalia; Artiodactyla; Bovidae
Product: NXPE family member 1
Source: RefSeq, a predicted model, not a curated record